Drosophila busckii is the source of this 943-nucleotide messenger RNA. RefSeq lists its product as uncharacterized. Bases 78 to 734 code for a protein of 218 amino acids. The transcript is spliced from 2 exons. The record is from RefSeq and is a predicted model, not a curated record. Lineage: Eukaryota; Metazoa; Arthropoda; Insecta; Diptera; Drosophilidae.
GUUCAAUACCUACGACACAGUAACAUCUUCAGUCAGUUCGUUUAGUUCGUUGCGCUUGUUAGAACUAAAGCUAGAGAAUGAAACUCUUCAUUGGCGUGCUCUCCCUCUGCCUGGUAGCCUUCGCCGCUGCCCAGUCUGCCGAUCCCGCUGUGCAGGAUCCCUCUGGCGAGUAUCUGCCACCACUGGGUGCUGAUGAAGCUGCUCCCUUGGCCGAGGAUGGCUAUCGCUACAAGACAGUGCGUCGCCUGAGACUGCGUCAUCGUCGCGAGCUGCCCAACCAGGAAUAUCUGCCACCCACCGAGGAGUACCUGCCACCCGUUGAGGAGUCUGCUGAUACUAAAGUUGCCGAUGAUGGUUAUCGCUACAAGACUGUGCGCAAGCUCAAGUUCCGUGCUCGUCAUCGUCGUGAUGUUUCCGAAAUUGCUGAGCCCACCGGCGAGUAUCUGCCACCCGUUGAGGUUGAGCUGGCACCCGAGCUGAAGACCGUGGUCGGUGCUGAUGGUUAUCGCUACAAGACUGUGCGUCGUCUCAAGUUCCGUCGUCAUCGUCGUGAGGCUGCCGCCGAGGAAGCUGCCGCUGUUGCUGAGCCCGCCAAUGGCGAAUAUCUGCCACCUGCUGAGACUCCCGUCGCUGAGGCUGCUGAGGUCAAGACUGCCGAGGAGGGCACCGAGGUGGGCAAGGAUGGUUAUCGCUACAAGACCGUGCGUCGCAUCCGUUAUCGUUAUCGCCAUUAAGCUGCUGCUGGUUACCCGAACUUAGGCAUAUUGAACCAAAUUGAUCCUGAUAGUACACAGAGUGUGGCAAUAGAAGUUAUAGCCAAGUUAGUCUGCUGCCCACUCGACAUGCACUCAAUUCCCUUUUCCCCGCCCCCCUUUUGAAUUAGUUUUUUUUCGUAAUGUAUUUCUGUCUCCCCCACACAAAAAGCAUACAGAAUAAUAAAAUU